CCCAACCCUUUCCCUAAACACCACUUCGCAACCCAAAAUUUGCACUUCUUCUGCUACUGCCGCUGCCAUUUCUGCUUUCAAGAUAUGCGUAAGCUUCCUUCUUCUUUUAUUCUUCGUUCCGUUGUUAAUGCUGGAAGCCAUCUUUCUAAUUUCCACUCUUUUUCUUCUUCUUCUAACACCAUUGCUACCCACAUCGAAUGCCUAAGUAAGAAACCCAUGUCCAUGCCUGUUAGAGGAAAGGGAAAAAGAGACCACCACUUCGAUAAUGUUGAUCAUGCUUUGAGUUUGUUCAAUAAGAUGAUUGAAAAGUACCCAAAGCCUUCAAUUGUGGAAUUCAAUAAAUUAUUAGGAGCCAUUGUUAAGAUGAAACAUUAUGCCAUUGUUGUUUCUAAGUAUAGACAGAUCGAAUUAUUUGGAGUUUCCCAUGAUGUUUAUUCUAUGAGCAUCUUAAUUAAUUGCUUUUGUCAAUUAGGUCGAAUUGAUUUUGGGUUUUCUGUUUUGGGGAAAAUGCUGAAGUUAGGUGUUGAGCCUGAUGUUGUAACUUUUUCAACUUUGAUAAAUGGGCUUUGUAAUCAAAGUAAGAUUUCUGAGGCCGUUUGUAUGUUCGAUGAAAUGACUGAAAAAGGGUAUCAACCUAAUUUGAUUGUUUACAGUACAAUGCUUAAGGGGUUGUGUAAGACCGGUAAUACUGGUAGAGCUGUUAGGUUUCUAAGGCUGAUGGAAAGCAGAGGUUAUGAACCUAAUAUUGUAGCAUAUAAUACCAUCCUUGACUGUCUUUGUAAGAACGGAUUGUUGAAGGAGGCUCUCGAUCUCUUCUCCGAAGUGAAGGUUAAAGGCAUUAGACCACAUAUCUUUACUUAUAACUGCUUAAUUCAUGGUAUGUAUAAUUUGGGCCAGCAGGAGGAGGCAACAAUGCUUUUGAAUGAAAUGGUUAAUAACAAUAUUUCAAUUAAUAUUGGCACUUAUAAUAUAUUAAUUGAUGCACUUUGCAAGGAAGGAACGAUUUCUAAAGCUGUAGAGACCGUUGACAUGAUGAGAAAGCAAGGCAUUGAGCCUAAUGUUGUCACGUAUACUGCAUUGGUUGAUGCGCAUUGCAAGGAAGGGAUGGUCUCAGAAGCUGAGGAUAUUGUUGACGCAAUGAUAAAGCGAGGCAUUGAGCCUGAUGUUGUCUCGUAUAAUACAUUGGUUGAUGCACAUUGUAAGGAAGGGAUGGUUUUUGAAGCUGAGGAUAUCACUGACGCAAUGAUAAAGCGAGGCAUUGAGCCUAAUGUUGUUACCUAUAGUGCAUUAAUCAACGGCCAUUGCUUGCAGAAUGAAAUGGAUAAAGCUAGAAGAGUUUUCAACUUGAUGAUUGAGAAGGGUUUUGCACCUAAUAUAGUUACUUAUAACACCAUGAUCAAUGGAUAUUGCAAAGGUAAAAGGUUAGACAAAGCAAUGGAACUCUUUCAUGAAAUAUCUCUCAAGGGACCAAUCCCGGAUACUGUCACAUAUAGCACUCUCUUGCAAAGUAUGUUUCAGUUAGGGAGAGUUUCAGCUGCAUGUGAACUGUUUAGAAAGAUGCUUGCUUCUGGACAAGUUCCAGAUAUAGCGACCUGUUUGAUUUUGCUGGAUGGUUUAUGCAAAACAGGUCAUAUCAAAGAGGCAUUGAAACUUUUUCAAGCAAUGCAAAACACUGGGUUGGAACUUGAUAUUGUCCCGUAUACUAUCCUAAUUGAUGGGUUUUGUAAAGCUGGGCAUAUCGAAGUUGCCAAGGAAUUAUUUCAUCAACUCUCAAACAAUGGUUUAAAACCGAAUGUUGUCACAUAUUGUGUAAUGAUUAAUAGGCUGUGUAAAGAGGGAUUGCCAGAUGAAGCAUACAGGUUAUUUGGGAGCAUGGGAGAUAAUGACUGUUUGCCUAAUAGCUGCUGUUAUAAUGUAAUGAUUCGGGGGUUCCUUCGCAACAGCUAUACCUCAAAGGCAACACAACUUCUUACGGAAAUGGUUGGUAAGGGCUUUUCUGCAGAUAUAUUCACUGCCACCUUAUUUAUGGAUCUUAUCAUAUACUCUAAUAAAUCAAUCUUGCUCUGAAAUGUGUCACAAAUUGUGUAAAGAUCAUAACAUGCAAAUGUGAAUCAGUUUGUACAUAACCAUUGUACAGUGAUAAAAGAUUCUGGAAACUAGAAUGAGUUUUAGUGUCUAUUUUCAAUAUUGUUGAUUGUUCUGACUUUGUGUUGUAAGCGAGAAUCUUGUUGGUGGUAAUGGUAAGAACUUAGAGGAAAA
This is a messenger RNA of Gossypium raimondii (Peruvian cotton), 2259 nucleotides long. RefSeq names its product putative pentatricopeptide repeat-containing protein At1g12700, mitochondrial. NCBI's taxonomy places the organism in Eukaryota, Viridiplantae, Streptophyta, Magnoliopsida, Malvales, Malvaceae. The transcript is spliced from 2 exons. Gene Ontology annotation, molecular function: protein binding. Bases 85 to 2067 code for a protein of 660 amino acids. The record is from RefSeq and is a predicted model, not a curated record.